GCGCCUCAUCAUCACCGUCAUCACGUCAUCAUCAUCCUCGUCGGUUCUGCUGUGACACGCGCAAGGAUGGCGGAGAGCGAGGCGGACACGCCGUGCACGCCCAUCGAGUUCGAGAGCAAAUACUUCGAGUUCGACGGCGUGCGGCUGCCGCCCUUCUGCAGGGGCAAGAUGGAGGAGAUCGCAGACUUCUCCCUCAGAGGCAGCGACAUCUGGAUCGUCACCUACCCGAAGUCAGGCACCAGUCUUCUUCAGGAGGUCGUGUACCUUGUGAGUCAGGGAGCAGACCCUGAUGAGAUCGGGCUGAUGAACAUUGAUGAACAGCUGCCUGUUCUGGAGUACCCUCAACCUGGGCUGGACAUCAUACAGGAGCUGACAUCCCCUCGUCUGAUCAAAAGCCACCUACCCUACCGCUUCCUACCCACUGCCAUGCACAACGGCGAGGCCAAGGUUAUCUACAUGGCACGUAACCCGAAGGACCUGGUGGUUUCAUACUACCAGUUUCACCGUUCUCUCAGGACCAUGAGCUACCGCGGAACCUUUCAGGAAUUCUGCCGGCGCUUCAUGAACGACAAGUUGGGAUAUGGUUCCUGGUUUGAACAUGUUCAGGAAUUCUGGGAGCAUCGUAUGGACUCCAACGUCCUCUUCUUGAAAUAUGAAGACAUGUACAAGGAUCUGGGGACAUUGGUGGAGCAGUUAGCCAGGUUCCUGGGCAUUUCCUGUGACAAGGCUCAGUUGGAAAGUCUGGUGGAGAGCUGCCAUCAACUCAUCAAGCAGUGCUGCAACUCUGAGGCGCUCGCUAUCUGCAGGGGACGUGUGGGUUUGUGGCAGGACGUCUUCACAGUGUCCAUGAAUGACAAGUUUGACUCUGUGUACAGACAGAAAAUGGGCAAGUCGGACCUGACCUUUGACUUCUGCCUGUGAGGAGUUUAUCUCGGCCCCUCCAGCUCUACCCGAGUACUUCAGUCAACACC
This is a messenger RNA of Thalassophryne amazonica, 971 nucleotides long. RefSeq names its product sulfotransferase family 4A, member 1 (gene sult4a1). The record is from RefSeq and is a predicted model, not a curated record. The coding region runs from base 67 to 921 and encodes 284 amino acids. Gene Ontology annotation, biological process: sulfation. Gene Ontology annotation, cellular component: cytoplasm. The transcript has 7 exons. NCBI's taxonomy places the organism in Eukaryota, Metazoa, Chordata, Actinopteri, Batrachoidiformes, Batrachoididae. Gene Ontology annotation, molecular function: sulfotransferase activity.